Drepanopeziza brunnea f. sp. 'multigermtubi' MB_m1 is the source of this 1740-nucleotide messenger RNA. Lineage: Eukaryota; Fungi; Ascomycota; Leotiomycetes; Helotiales; Drepanopezizaceae. The record is from RefSeq and is a predicted model, not a curated record.
AUGGCUGCACCGAUCAGCGCUCCGCUCAACGCUGAGCCUGCGAAUCCCGAGGAACGCAAGGGGAACAACCUCCCGGAAAAGAGCUAUGCGGAUGCGGUGCAAGAGGAGUCUCCAACAGAAGAAACGGCGAAUGCAUCCCGGGGUACAAAUGGGAUUAACGGCGCGAGUCCAACUGUUGCUACCGACGCAAGUAAUGGGUCAAAUGGUACGGGAGAGGUGAAACAUAAAGCUUCGGUCCUGAGGAUUGUAGAUACUGGUGCGCCGGGACCAAAGAAGAAAUCAGAAAAUAGGCCGGCCGUUGAAAAGCAAGGCUCGCAGCAGGAACACGCUGCUCCAGUAAGCAUCGUGAUUCCCAUUCAAGCAUUGGAUAGUCGCUCACUGCGUAAGGGCCUUGAUGAUUCCCCACGAACCACACCUCGGAAAAAGCAUAGGAAGGCUGGGUCCAAAGGCGGCAAUAGCUCCCAGGACCAAGGCAGCUCUGAAUUGGACAAUCCCAAGACUAAUGGAAAACAUUCUAAAAAGGAUCAGAAGGUGAAGGAUCACAACCAAGACACUACAGUAUUUGAGAAGUUUCGAGGGGAAAAGAAUGGCUCCAAUCUUGUCAGUAUCAAGCCAGCCCGUGGCUACGAGAAGGACUUGCAUGCCAACCAAGAUACUCUCAAUCGCCGGAAAGAAGACGGCCUUGCGAGCGGCCGGAAAGCUGGCCAAAGAUGGGAGAGGAGCGCUAUUAGAUGGGCACCCAUGAACGUUCCCUUGCAAAGGAGACUCCAGACACUCGUUGUGCUCUGGCAUACGCUGUGCAUGGCUCUCUGCAUAUCGGCCUUCUUUUUCCUUUGCGCAAUACCUCUUUUCUGGCCACUACUGAUUCCAUACAUGGUUUAUUGUAUGUCUUCAAAAGCAUCGACUUCUGGAACCUUAAGCCAUCGCUCGGAAUUUCUACGUUCAUCGCCAGUCUGGUCGCUGUUUGCAUCGUACUUCCCGGCCAGGCUACACCGGACCCAGGAGCUUCCUCCUACAAGGAAAUACAUCUUUGGGUACCAUCCUCAUGGUAUAAUUUCUUUGGGGGCCUUUGCGGCUUUUGCCACAGAGUCGCUGGGGUUCGGGCAACUGUUCCCAGGCAUUAAGAACACUCUUUUGACUCUCGAUUCAAACUUCAGAAUUCCAAUCUACAGGGAUUACGCUCUGGCUAUGGGCAUAGGUUCCGUGUCCAGAGAGUCCUGCGAGAACCUGCUUUCCAAAGGCGGUCCAAACAAAGAGGGAAUGGGACGCGCUAUCACCAUCGUCAUAGGCGGCGCCCGCGAGUCUCUCGACGCUCAGCCCCACCAGCUCCGCCUCGUUCUCAAGCGCCGCAAGGGAUUUGUCAAGAUGGCCAUCCGUACCGGCGCAGAUCUUGUGCCCGUGUUGGCUUUUGGAGAGAACGACCUCUAUGAUCAGGUGCAGCCUGACUCACAUCCCACGAUCCACAAGUUCCAGCUUCUGGUCAAGAAGCUGCUAGGCUUCACUAUUCCUUUGUUCCAUGCACGAGGAAUCUUUAAUUAUGACGUAGGGAUGAUGCCGUAUCGCAGGCCGCUGAAUAUUGUGGUCGGGAGACCGAUUAAGGUGCUACAGAGCGCGCAGCCACAGCAAGAGGAUAUCGAUCGUGUGCAUGCGGAGUAUGUUCAGGAAUUGGAAACUAUUUGGCAUACGUGGAAGGACACUUUUGCUAAGGAUAGGAAGGAGGAGCUGGUGUUUGCGGAGUAG